UGUACACUUGGCGCCCACUUCAUCUUAGCAUAGUCUUUACCUCCGCAGCUCACUCGUCCGUCGUUCAACCGUCUUCUCCAAAUUUGAGAUUCUAUUAGGCUCUCGCGUUAGUUGUACUCUGUUCUCCUCUCUGUCUAAAACUCUUUCUCGAUCAUCUGUCGCAUAAUUUUACCAAAAACCAAAGGCGGUGGAGCUCUACAGCGCGAAUCUCUCUCUCUCUCUCUCUCUCUCUCUCUCUCUCUCUCCGCUGAGGCUUCUGGACUGGAAAGAAAGAUAAAUUUCAGCAUUAACUUCCACUGGUCUGGAAAUCGACCAGAGGUCUCUGAAGCGUUUGUUACUCCGCUUGGAGAUUCUACAAAAAAAGAAGAAGAAUGUGGUACACGUUCUUCUCCAUUUGCGUUAUACGAAUUUCCAGUAUAAAAUUGAAGAAAAUUCACGGCUAAAGUAACGAGGAAGUGUGCUGAACUUGUAAUUAUUUGUUUACUUAUCUGUAAUUUGUUUUUACCUUUCAUGCCUUGGAUUAAUUUAUGGCUAGAUUCUCAGGUAGUGUGGAAAAAAGGUUUUACCUGUCACAAUGUUACAGUGGAUGGGCGGAUCAAGGCGGAAAGUGACAGCUUCAAGAAAGUCGACACAGAAGAGGCAAAGGCAAUACUUUGAGCAAAGAAAACGACAACAGCAGCAGCAGCAGGCAACUGCGUUGGAGACCUUUUCUGAUGGAGUGAAUAUUAGUCAACAUCUAGAUAACAAUAGAUCGCUGGACAUUCUUAGUUUGCUGAACUUGUCAACAGUUGUUCAAUAUCGCAAGUCCAGCUGCCACAGUUCAAGGGAAAACUCGAGCGGCAAUGCAAUGACAGAGAACUAUCACAUCACAACAUGUCAACCAACAGUCCAAGCUGACAAAGUCACACCAGCUGACCCUGUUGAAUUUGAAGAAGCAAGAAAUCCACCAGUCAGUCAAGUGCAGACUGUAUACCAAAAGAAGUUUCACAGGGUUUUAUCUAGCGCUCCUGCCACUGAAAACAGACAUUUAAAUGGACAUGGUGACAGAACAGAUCAAUUGAAGACGACUAGUGACCGCCAGCUAUCUGUUUUUGAUUUACUUGGUGAUGAUGGACCAAAUGAAAGUCUGCAAGAAAAUCCCAAACCUGAAGCCCAUGUUGCAUUUGCAAUUGAAGGUUUGGGUAAAGUGGAGACAGAAACACCUGUUCAUUCCCCACAGCAGCCUGGCAGAAUGUUUUCAUAUGGUUCCUCCUCGCCUUUGGAGGUUGCAAGGCAACGUCAGUCGUCCAAGAACUUUGACGAUCUGCUGUAUGAUCUUGAACUUGAUGUGGGUGCUAUGAGUCAAGAUAUGCAUUCUGGCAGUUAUUUGGAUGAUCCAUUCUGUUCAAGGGGCACAGUAAACUUACAUAGUGAACAGGGGCAGAAGGUAUCCACUGGCAAGGCGUAUUCACGAUUCAACAUCAAUGCUAGUAGUUUGAAGAACUUUGCUGAUGAUAAAAUGUCAUAUAACAUUGCUGAUGAAGAUAACGAUAUAUGGAAAGAUGGCAACUUUCUUCAUGAGGAUUGUGAUAUAACAUGGAAUGGUAGUCUGCUUGAAAUCGAUGGCAGUUCUUCUGAAUUUUGGAAUCUUGGAAGCCAUGAGAUGUCAGACUUUGCUCUUGAAGGCCCCCAUUUUGAGAAAAUGGUCACAGAGAAAGCAAGAGGCAGGUUCAACAUCUCAGACUCACCAAGGCCACAUUAUAGGCAACGAAGAUCAAGAAAUAAUCAUGAUUUCCUUUUUCCAGACAGAACAUGGAACCACAAGGUAGGAAGAGACUGUGAUUUAAGAGAUAUAACCAACCAACCAGCAUGGUCUUGCCAUCUAACAGAAGAUGCAGGAGAAAGUUUGAGCUUGUUGAGUGAGGAGUCGUGCUCCUCCAGCGCAGUAAGGAACAACGCUAAUAAGAGGUCACCAUCAAAUUCAGUGGCACAACAGAACAUAAGGCGGCAUGGCAACGAUAUCUGUAGCCCAGCAAAUAAGUGCUGUAGGGAGAAAUAUGCAAAAGUUAGACCGUAUGAAAAGAGUGAUGAUCUCUUUGAAGAAAAGAAGAUAAAUGGGCCCCAAAAGUUUGCAAAGAUUUGCAAUCCGUCGAAUCCAAACCAAGCCCAUUUCUCUAAUUCUCUUUUCCACAAAAAGUUAGGGCCUGAGGACAGCUUCUCAGGCGAGGAAGGAUAUAUUUCUGCAAAGAUGGAUUCAGGAUUCAGUUCAUUCCGCCAAACAUCAGGAUCAGAAAAAUGUGCGUCCGCACAUCCCAAGAUUUGGACUAAGUAUCCCUUUGGUGCAUACCCCCUUCCUGGAGCACAUGUGAAUGUCAAAUCAUCUUUUGAGAGAUCCAAGCAUGAUGUUCUUCCCAAAUUGUCACCUUCUGGCAAAUUUUUGUUGACUUUUGUGGCUCCAACCCACGCCUGCAUUUCCUUCUGCCUCCUUUGUGGAAAAUGA
This is a messenger RNA of Rhododendron vialii, 2479 nucleotides long. RefSeq lists its product as uncharacterized. NCBI's taxonomy places the organism in Eukaryota, Viridiplantae, Streptophyta, Magnoliopsida, Ericales, Ericaceae. Bases 575 to 2479 code for a protein of 634 amino acids. The transcript is spliced from 17 exons. The record is from RefSeq and is a predicted model, not a curated record.